AAACAUGUAUCAAAUGCAAUAGAGCGUGAACACGCUCGGCACGACUGUCUCAGUCUGCGAGCGCCACAGCUCCUUGUGACCUGAAAUGGAUCAACAUUAUAUGUUUGUUGCUCUCGCAUCAGCAGCAUGGAUCUGCAUGAUGUUAAGUGGCGGCAUGCGGUUUGGCGCGAAACACGAAUGCGACCUCUUUGGCAGCCUCGGCCUUUCUUGGCUCCCCUAUCUGGCACAGCUUAGCUUCUUUUCCUGCUCGGCGGCUAACUUUGUGGAGCAGCUGAAAGUGUGGCAUGAUGCACGGCUGUACCGGCUGGGCGCCCUGCUGGGAGGAGUCCGGUGGAGCAAUCCGUGUCAAGCGGCUGGCGGCGGGACAGCAGCAGCAGCCGCUGCAGCAGCACCUGUUACAGGCAGCCAGGAACGCGACCGCUCCAAACUCGUCUGUUAUGCCCUCGGGCCACGGAUGGCGGCGGAACCCCCGGCGUUGCAGCAGCCAGCAGCGCGGAACGUCGCGGCCACAACGACGGACGAAAGCCUUGCACGCGCUCUCGCGCCCGCUGCCCGAAUGGGCUGCUGCUCGGCAGCAGUUUUGUACCAGGGGAGCUUUGUACGCCGCAGCCUCCUCUGAGGCCCCUGAGCUGCCAGCGAUGCUGCACGGUUUCCACGUGAGGGAGGGAGCAACCGGGCGCAGCAACCUUGGGAGCAACCUUGGGAAGCACGGAACCCAAGCCAGUUGAUGUUCGCCGACCCGCCGUCUCGCCGUAUCACCUCGCGCGCGCGCUGAGACCCUGGAACGCAUGAUAAUAAGAAAGCGCAGCACAGCGUUAGCGCUGUUGCUAGCCUGUGCCGCCUGUGCCGCGUGCGCAGCGACCUCUUCCGGCCUCGCCUUGGACCUUGAGUCGAGCAUCACUGAUGCCGUCGGGUCUGGCGCUUCGGCUUCCUCUUCCGCUGAGGACGUGCACAAUGACGCCAGUGUAGCUGCGGAUGCGGAGGGCGUUGCUGGGCUGCUAACGGUGCUCCCAGAGCGCCGACACUUGCUUCAAGGCUGCCCCACCGGAGGUUGCGGAAAGCCGCCCUCGCCGCGCCCUCCCAAGCCGCCGCCGCCCACGCCGCCCACGCCACCGGUGCCCUUCCCGCCGCCGCCGCCGCCCGCCCCCGGUAGCACCGGCGGCAGCUGCCUGUGCAUAGGCACGCCACCCACCACCUAUGACCCCUUUGCCCAGCUGGUCUACCCCUUCAAUCUCGCCGGCACCACCACCUCUGCCGGCACGUUACGCAUCGGGCUUCUCAACACCGGCACGCAGCAGGCCCUGCGGCUGACCACCACCCUCGCGUCCUCGCCCACACCCUACUACUUUGGAUAUAGCAACACUAGGUUUACUCUGAAGAUGGGCGUGGCGCCGGCGCCGCUGGCGGACCCCGGCCAGUGCCCCAACACCUUCCAGGUGUUCGCGGUCCCUGACUCGAGCAUUCCCAGCAUCACAGUGGUUGCGCAGCUGGACAUUACGAACCUGGUGCCGGACUGCUCAGACCCGGCACAACAGACCGCGGCGCCCAAAGUGCUGAACGCGUUUGUGACGGCCCAGGUGGCGACAAAGGCAAACGCGGCCGCGAACGUUCAGAAGACAGCCUGGGGUGGCGACGUGGAGCUGUCCGCCUGCCCCGCACGCAUGGCCUCUGUGCCCGUGUUCUGCUGUGCUUGCGCACCCCCUCCCCCGCCUCCUCCCCCUCCACCACCACCGCCUCCGCCACCUCCCCACCCGGACAUGAACCUGCAUCAAAACCCACGUUAUUAUUGAUCCCCGACCUACCGUGACCCUGCAGACCAAACUGUCCUCCUCCUCCUCCUCCGCCGCGCGCCGCCUCCUCCUCCUCCUCCCCCGCCGCCGCCGCCUCCUCCACCUCCCCCGCCGCCGCCUCCUCCUCCUCCCCCGCCGCCGACGCA
Chlamydomonas reinhardtii is the source of this 1936-nucleotide messenger RNA. RefSeq lists its product as uncharacterized. Bases 789 to 1790 code for a protein of 333 amino acids. NCBI's taxonomy places the organism in Eukaryota, Viridiplantae, Chlorophyta, Chlorophyceae, Chlamydomonadales, Chlamydomonadaceae. The transcript is spliced from 9 exons. The record is from RefSeq and is a predicted model, not a curated record.